AGUUGCGCGGCCGCGAGCCAAUGGCGGGGCGUGCUCGCUCUCGCAGUUCCGGCCUCUCUCGACGCCGUUUCCGAUUUGCUCCUAAACGUUGUGCGUCCGUCGACGUCGUAAUCUGGACGUGCUAUCGGUGCAUCGGCCGCGGAAUCAUCGCUGAAGCCAUGAUUGCCCCCGGCGUCUCGUCGUCCGUCGUGUUGCUCCGUUGCCUGUCGCACCGGGAGCCUCGCUGCUGACAGCACACCGGGCCGCGACAUGAUCGCUGCCUUGCUGGUGUUCGUGUCCGUCUACCUGGCCGUCAGGGCCCUGAUGGUGAAGCUUCUCCAGAACCUGCAGGAUGUGUACUCCAAGUGGGAGGCCAAGUCGAAGCCCAGGAUCUCGAGAAGUGCCGACGAGAGCACGACUCGGCAGUGGACUGGCACGCUUGACACGCAGGACGGCUCUAAGCCCAGGCCCCAAAAAGGUGGCAAGCUGCUCCCACGCAGGAAUCUGGCCUUCAAUCCGGGCAGGCACGGCACCGACAAGGUCAGGGUGCCCACGCUCGGCCACGUGCAGCGAAGCAAGGUGUCCUUUGUCGACGAGGUGCUGCCGCAGUUCAAGCAGUACCCGCCUCCGGAGGAAGUGCGGCAGCUGGAGACUCUGCGCCACUUUGCUCUUCAGUGCUGCUCCAAGUGCCUACCCAUGAGCAAGUCUAGCUUCACUGUUGAUGGAUCCAUCGUUCUGCAUGGGCUCGACAAUGCACUAACACUACCUUCCGAUGGCAGGAGUUGGUUGACGCCGCUCAAGUUCGUUAAGAACUCUAUUUACCUCACCUGCAAGAGUAUACCUCACGAGUAUAAACCCAUCUCCAAGAAAAUGCUCCGUUCGGAAAGCAUUCAGCGUGCCAUUGACAAGGCCGUGCAAGACGACCCUGGAACCGACAAGAAGGAGCACCAGCGGCGGGCCAUCAGCAUCUUUGAGCGCAUGCGUGCAACCAUUUCAACCGCUCUGUUGAGGCUUGCUGUUUGGCUCAUGCACCGACUCAUGUCUCGCAUGUUGACUGGUGUCUACGUGCCUAAGGGCCAAAUCGAUCUCCUGAAACGAGCAAGUGAGCACAACAUUCCCAUGGUGUACCUGCCCCUUCAUCGAAGUCACUUGGACUACAUUCUGGUGACCUUCUUGCUUUACCUGAAUGAACUGAAGGUGCCUCUGGUGGCGGCUGGGGACAAUCUGCUCAUUCCACUGUUUGGAACCCUGCUUCGGGGUCUUGGAGGGUUCUUCAUCAAGCGCAGACUUGAUUUCAAGGAUGGCCGUAAGGAUCAUCUCUACAGGGCAGUUCUCAAGGAGUACAUGAUGGAAAUCUUGAAGUCCAACCACAGCUUGGAGUUCUUUCUGGAAGGUGGCAGGUCACGAACUGGCAAGACUCGUUUGCCGAAGGCAGGUCUCCUCUCCGUCAUUGUGAGCUGUCUUAACGAAGAGCUGAUGCAAGAUGUGUACAUAGUUCCCAUUUCCAUCAGCUAUGAAAAGAUCUUGGAUGGCAACUUUGUUAGUGAGCAGCUUGGUGAGCCAAAGGUGAUGGAAACAUUCACAGCAGCUUUGAGGUCAAUCUGGCACAUACUGCAUUCAAACUAUGGCUGUGUUCGUGUGGACUUUUGCCAGCCCUUUUCUCUAAGGGAGUUCUUGGACUCGGCCAAAAGUCAGCGCCUGGAUCCACUGGCGUAUGACUGUCCAUUGUCAUUGCUGGAAAGCCUCGCACCCCCCACCGGUCCGCAAGAAUUCAGGGGCUCAGCAAGCACAAACUCCUUGUGCAGUGCGGACAGUGCUACUGAUGAUUGCCGUCAUGCUAUCAAGAGCCUGGCGAACCAUGUUGUGCAACAAUCUUCAAUGUCCUUGGCCUUAAUGAGCACCAACUUGGUGGCCUUUCUGCUGCUAACCAAGCAUAGAAAGGGCGCCACCCUGCAGCAGCUGGCACACAGCCUGACAUGGCUGCGCACGGCGGUGGGGCACCGUGACCACCAGGUGAUGUGCCCGGGCGAGAGCGUGGAGUCUGUCCGGCACGCCUGUGCCCUGCUCGGCAAGGACCUGGUUCUCUCGGAAACCAUCCAGAUGGAGUGGUCCUCGGGCGACACUGAGAACAACAACCUCAAGAUCGUCUUCUACCGGCCGAUGCUGCGGCUCCCAGGAGUGCUCGAGCUGCAGUACUACGCCAACGCGGUGCUCGACGUUUUCGUACACGAGAGCAUUGUUGCCACUGCCUUGUUCUCUCUUGUGGGAGAUGAGCUGCCCCUGACGCUUGGCACCAGUGACGUCGUGACGGUAUCACGGAAAGAGUUGGUAGACAAGUGCCAGGAUCUUGUCAACAUCCUUCAGCAUGAGUUCGUACUUGUCCUGCCUUGCAAUAAUGCUGUUUGGGUGGUUGGCGACGCCAUUGGCAGCCUCAUCACGGCAAACAUCUUGGCUGUCUGUCAGAAAUCUGGCCAAGCUGUGUCCAGCCAUCAUCGCAAAUGGGCCAACUGCAUAGAAUGGGACCAAGAGAACGACGAGUACUCCAGCGAGCUGCUCAGAAACGAUGACGAGCGCUUGAAGGUCAUCCUGGAUGAGAAGAACAUCUGCAUGCUGGAAUUCCUCCAGUGCAUCCUUGCGAGCUACGUGGAGUCGUACUGGGUUGUGGCAUGCUCUUUGUCCAAGCUCGUCAACACCCAGAUGGAAGAAAAGAUAUUCUUCCGGCAAAUUCAGAAGAUGGCUCAAGAUAAGCUGCACCAGGGUCUGCUUUACUAUGAGGAGAGCUUUGCUGCAGACACCCUGCGUAAUGCUGUGAAGCUCUACGAGCAGUGGGGCAUUGUGGAGCACCACAGGCAAGAUGGCAUGCGCAUCCUCUACCUGAGUGAACGGUGGAACUCUGACGAGGCUGUCGACUCUGUGAUCGGUCUGGUGGGGGCAUACAGGCGGUGAUGUGCGUGAUAGGGCCAUGCUGUGAUUGGGUUAGGGGUUUGUACUGUGCACUUUCUCUCCGGGAUGUACUGAAGAACUGAGUGCCAAGUUACAUUCUUGACGAGUACUGCAGGCAUUCUUGUUUGUGGUUUUUGCAGUGGGUGGACAUUUUGAAAUGCCAUUUUUUGUGCUCUGGUCAUUUGGUGUAUUUCCUACUCCGAGUUUGUGCGCUUUUUAAGGAGUUGUAAACUCCUUCGGUAUUAUUUUUUAUCAGGUUGAAAACUGGGAUUCUGUGUGUACAUGCGUGUGUGUAAUGAAAUUUGUUGUGCACUCUUGCUGCAUCCACCUGAAGACUAUGGAUGGUGCUGCUGAGCUAUGGUUUGAGGCUGUGUUCAAGAUACUUCUUAGUACUUAAAAUUACUUUAUAGCAAGAGCACUUUAUUAGGUGACAGUGUAUAAUCCUUGCUUCUUAUUGCCUUAAUCAUUUGAAUGACUUCAAUGGUUUAUGAAAAUGGGACUAAAGUGGCAUCCCUUUAAGUGAGUAUUUUGUUUGAAUUGUUAAAACACUAUUUUUGUUUUCUGGGGCAUUUGAAAAGGUGUGGUUGCAGUGCCUUGGGCAAGAUGCUAUGUUUCAUUUCCACAUUCUAGCUUUAACAUUGUCUAAUCACAAAAAUGAGGCAUUGCUUGUGGCCCUUGUACAUAUUGUUUUCUCACUUGUUAAUACCAUUCCUCCAUUGCGAUAGCAUACUUGGCUCAUGAGGCGACUGUUCAAAUGCGGGUAUAAUCAUGGUGAACACGGGAACUAGUGGUACAGCCUUCAAAUGCAGUGCCUUCAGUUGGUGCAUUUUGUUCUUACUGUUUGUCUGCCUUAUGGAGUAAAUAAAUGUUGUAAGUUCAUGUUAA
Molecule: messenger RNA, 3807 nt
Organism: Ixodes scapularis (black-legged tick)
Lineage: Eukaryota; Metazoa; Arthropoda; Arachnida; Ixodida; Ixodidae
Gene: mino
Product: glycerol-3-phosphate acyltransferase 1, mitochondrial
Exons: 22
Coding region: 250-2925 (891 amino acids)
Cellular component (GO): mitochondrial membrane
Source: RefSeq, a predicted model, not a curated record